This is a messenger RNA of Botrytis fragariae, 1521 nucleotides long. Its product is annotated as putative glycosyltransferase family 2 protein. NCBI's taxonomy places the organism in Eukaryota, Fungi, Ascomycota, Leotiomycetes, Helotiales, Sclerotiniaceae. Bases 1 to 1521 code for a protein of 506 amino acids. The transcript is spliced from 5 exons. The record is from RefSeq and is a predicted model, not a curated record.
AUGGCUUUGCCUAGUCUCGAUAUAUGGCAAUGGGCCUUCUUAAUACUAUGGCUCCAUCGUUAUGUCAGAUUUAUUGUCAAUACUAUCAGCCAUUGGGUUUACAGAACAGUCCCAAUACCAUCAAAUCCUUCUUUCACAUCGAAAGAUGUGAGCGUCAUAAUACCUACGAUCCAUAAUAAUUUCGACGAAUUGAGAGAUUCUCUGCAGAGCAUCCUCGCAUGUCAGCCAGCCGAGCUUAUCCUCGUCACUACAGCCGACAAAUACCAAAAGCUCAAGUGCUUUUCCAAAUCCUUGGAAGCUAACAACGUCAGCGUUUACCACGCACCAAUCGCAAACAAGCGAAUUCAAGUAUGCGAGGUUAUUCCAAAAGUGAAGACGCGCAUCUUGGUAAUGGCAGAUGAUGAUGUCACGUGGCCAAGAACAAUACUACCCUGGCUACUUGCACCCUUCGAGAAUGCAAAGAUUGGUGGUGUUGGCCAUCGAGUACGCAACGGCACCUUUGCCGAACGUGCAUUCAAUUGGCUUGGAGCUGCUUAUAUUGAAAGACGCAACUUUGAAAUUUCGGCAACCCAUGGUAUUGAUGGUGGAACCUCCUGCAUGUCUGGGCGAACUUGUGCAUUCAGGUCCGAGAUUCUGCAAAGUCCUCUUUUCUUGGAUGGAUUCAAAACAGAGAGAUGGGGUCAAUAUCAACUCAAUGCGGAUGAUGAUAACUUUGUCACGAGAUGGCUUGUCGCAAAUCAAUGGUCGACAUGGAUUCAAUACAACCGAGAGUGUGAAAUUGAAACGACACUUGAGAACAAUUUCAAGUACUUGUACCAAUGCUCGAGGUGGGCUCGUAGUAAUUGGAGAAGUAACUAUACUAGUUUGGUUACGGAAAGACAUGUUUGGCAUCAACAACCAUGGUGUGUCUAUGCUCUGCAUAUUGCCACCUUUACCUCCUUGUCCUUCGCUUUUGAUCCUCUCAUCAUCUACCUCUCAUUGAAGGCUACUGCAUCUUGGUCUCCACAGAAUCAGAUGAUUGCAGUGAUUGCCCAAUUGGUUUUCAUGCUUGUAACGAAAGUCGUGAAGUUGAUCGGCCUCUUCAUUCGAGAACCAAAAGAUAUUGGAUUCCUUUCAAUCUCUAUUCUCUUUGGAUAUUUUCAUGGGUGGAUCAAAUUAUAUGCACUGCUGACACUUCGGAUGACUUCGUGGGGUAGUCGUGCAGAUGGAGACGCCAAUGAUAGCCAUCGUAUGAGUCGAGCACGCCGCAGCGAAAGCAUCACAAAUCCACCGGGCAACCAUCCCUUUCUCCCUUGCUAUACAGACAAAGUGCAAAUGGAAGCACCCGAAAUUAUCGAGAGCUCUCAACACACCUCCUUAUCGGAAAAGUCGAGCUGCGCGCUGGUACUGGAGCCUGACCCCUACCCCCAUUCGGAUGAUGAGUACAGCGAGACUCUCUUCGAUGAAAGUCAUACCGACUCCGCUUCCGAAGCUUCUUACGAUGCAAAUGAUUUCCAUGAUGAUGUCUUUCUUUCUCAUUAA